AGUAAUUCAAAGUUUCGCGGCAUUCUUCUUCCUUCGUAACUAUCCCAAGCUGUGGUCGUUUUAGAUUCUGACUCCUCGGGAAAAGAUGGUUGUUGCUUUUUUUGAUCAGCUGUUUUGUCGUAACCCAUGUUCCCACGGUUGCGCUCGUGGACCACAUGGUUUGGGCGCUGGAUCGCGAACGACUGUCUUCAAGGAAAUACUGCAACCGGGUACCAAGAGUCUCUCCCUACUCGACCCGCAAUGGUUCGAAACUCCCUGGGGGACAGUCGAGAAAGGUACAUGGUCAUUACGAAGUACUGCUUCUCUUUGAAGUUUCACCGACGAGUGGGGGUCGUUCCCUACUGCCAAUGAGAAUGGUAACUGCUGCUAUAAUCUUAAUGAGCACCUUGCGAAUAUUUUUCGCGGGACAACAUGAUGGUGUUCUCUUCUUUAGCUAGUAGUACUAGAAAUUUUAUAUCCAACCCAGAUGCGUUGCGGCAGUUUGUAGGAACAGAGCGGCCGUUGAAAAUCCACAUAGGGAAAUGGGCCACGGAGUCUCAUUUGCUAGCUCUCGCCUCAAGUUUGCGCGCCGCAGAUUUCUCUCCACGUGAACUCGUGCUAACUACCGCUGCACUCAGUGAUCAAACUGCUGGCGCACUUUUGAACAGUCUGAAAUUUUCGACGAAAUCCACCACAAUUCUUCGAGUACUCGUAGUAGCACAUCCCCGGCGAAACGGAGUUUCAGUUAUGAACUUUACUUCCGUUUAGAUUUAGAAGAGGAUUUAUUUCCAGAUUAAUUCUUCAAUCGAAAGUAACUAAGUAGGUUUUUUUCUUCGUUGAAAAAGACUCGAUAAUAUCCCUGGAAGCACAAUCGGCUCUAAAACUGACGAAUUUAUGCGCAGCGUUGCACGCGUUUUUCCGGGACUAGAAACAUUAGCGCUAUUUGGUACUUUGAUUGGAGAUGCAAGCUGCGACGCACUGGCUCGAAUGUACAUUGCAAGGAGAGAAAAAGAGGAGACAAGGAGUGGUUCGGCACUAGAUAAACAAGAGCACCGCGGCCAGAAAAGUGACCAUAGUACUAUCCGGGAUGAUGAAAACAAUGAAGAUCAUCAUGGCCGUGUUAGUUUUGAGGUUGACGGACGUGAAAAUAUCGCCUCGUCUUGUGGAUUGGAUAUGCCUGAAGACACGGCAAAGACAAUACGAGAGUUCGUGCGGUGCCGGACUACAUUUGAGGAUGACGGAACGGAGUCCGAAGCUGCUUGCUCCUCUCGCGCUAGCAGCUACGUUAUCGAAGCUCAUAAGACUCCAGUACCCCCAAGUAGACCUCGUCGGAGUUCAGUGGACCAAUCGCGGCAACUGAUACCACAACUUCGCAGGCUAGUGUUAGUGGGUAAGGAAAUAUCUGCCUGUGGCCUCGAUGCACUGGUCUCUGGAAUUCUUGAGGGCUACGACAGUCCUCUCGGGACUUCUAGAUCUAGAGGUUGCACCAGAAGUUCUCUGGAGACUCUGAUAGUCGGUGGGAAUCAGUUCGGAGAUGGACCAGCGGUUGAGAGAUUUCUUGCUGCGUGUCUGUCUUUGCCAAGACUAAAGACUUUGGGUUUGCUCAACUACGCCAUUGGAGAUCCAACCCUGUGCUGGCUUGGAAAGCAUCUGACUUCCCUGAAAGACGGACCUGCAGCUAGUACCGUUGAAGAAUUAGUUCUCCUCUGCGGACGAGCGGGUAGAGCAGGAUUCGAGGCUCUAGCCACAUCUAUGGGUGAUAUUGACAUGAAUUCAAGUAAAUAUGGGCGCCGCAGGCACAUUAUGCUCGAUGCAAGCAAAUAUAAUGAUCUUGUAAAUAGUACAACAGCCUCUGAAGUUGAGGGUGUAAAUCAAGGGGACUCCAGUAGUGGGAGCAAGACAACUUGCAACAAAUAUAGAGACGUCGCCGGAAAAAGGUUUCUUGAUCAGGGUGGAAUACACACAGAUCUAGCGAGAAGCGUAGCUGCGUCUACGCCACUUUCUCGAUUAAUUCUAGUUAGUGGGGAAGCCGCAGAUGAAGUUUUGCCGUCGGCUGUGCAUCUUGCCCAGACAGUACAGCAUUGUGAGAUAGUUUGCGCGAAAGCAACGAACUUAGGGAUGGAUGCUGCAAACCUGCAUGACUGGAGGAAUUCAUUUGGUUCACCUAAGAUUCGGAAUGAUAUGCGGCAUUACUUGGAAACUAACUUUUUUGAACAUGUCUUCUGCGCAUCGAAGAAUGCAUUUCCUUUGCCUUCCGGGGAUGGGGAACCGCCCAGGCUGCUUAGCGGCAGUCGCGCAACCAUGACACCGACCCGUCGCGCCUGUCGCGGUCACGGAC
This is a messenger RNA of Amoebophrya sp. A25, 2317 nucleotides long. The record is from the annotation of a GenBank genome assembly. Lineage: Eukaryota; Dinophyceae; Syndiniales; Amoebophryaceae.